Molecule: messenger RNA, 1456 nt
Organism: Microstroma glucosiphilum
Lineage: Eukaryota; Fungi; Basidiomycota; Exobasidiomycetes; Microstromatales; Microstromataceae
Product: Ribokinase-like protein
Exons: 3
Coding region: 74-1108 (344 amino acids)
Biological process (GO): pyridoxal 5'-phosphate salvage
Cellular component (GO): cytosol
Molecular function (GO): pyridoxal kinase activity
Source: RefSeq, a predicted model, not a curated record
CUUCCUUGUUCCACCAGAUACCACUUUCCAUACUCCUCGUGAUAGCAUUCCAUCUGGCUAGCCAUCACUGCUCAUGGCAGCCAACGUCCCUGAGCCCUCGCGGCUCCUGUCUGUGCAAAGCCAUGUCGUCAGCGGCUAUGUGGGCAAUCGCUCGGCGACAUUUCCUCUACAGCUUCUAGGCUGGGACGUAGACGUUAUUAACACUGUCCAAUUCUCCAACCACACGGGUUACGGUCGCUGGAAGGGUCUCCGCUUUGACGACUCGCACAUCUCCUCACUCUUCCAAGGUCUAGAGGAGAAUGGUCUGCUGAAGCAAAGUCGAAUGCUGUCUGGCUACAUGCCAUCGCCUUCUGUCGUUCAGGCCGUACUGGAGGCAGUAGAGAGGAUAAGAGAGGUGAAUCCUGAGCUCAUCUACCUUUGCGAUCCUGUGAUGGGCGAUAUGGGAAGGGGGAUGUAUGUGGAUAAGGAGGUACUGCCGGUGUAUAGGAGCAUGCUGAGGUAUACUACCAUUAUCACGCCGAAUCAAUUCGAAGCUCAAAUUCUUGCAGACGAAGAGAUCACCUCCAUCCCUUCGCUCCUGUCCGUCCUGCAAUCUCUCCACACCCAAGGAGCGAACCACGUCCUGAUCACCUCCGUCUCCCUCUCCGACACCGACAUCCUCAAGAUCGGUGCCACACCUUCCUCCGAGCCAAGCAUGGUUCUCGUGGGCUCGUCCCGCCCCUCAACAGACACGCCCCUCAAGCCGUGGUUCAUCCAAUUCCCAGAAGUGCGAGGCUACUUCAGCGGCGUGGGGGACCUCUUUGCUGCGAUGACUUUGGGCCGGUUCCAAAACCUCACAGCGCAGGACGUGGAAGCAGAAACGAGCGUCACCCCCAUCGCUCGAGCUGCCGAGCUGGCAGUGGCCGUCGUGCAAGCCGUUCUCGCCAAGACGCAGAAGAGCAUGGACGCCUUGGAGCAGGAAGUGACAGAGGGUAGUAGUGGGGACGAUGCCCAGGCGAGGGUGGAUAGGAUGCGUGGACGGGAGCUCAAGAUCAUUCAGAGCAAGAGGGAGAUUGAGAACCCCGAGGUGGCUUACCAGGCGAAAUUCUUCAAGGAGACUUCCGGAUAGAUGUGUAGAGGUGAUUCUUUAUAGACUUUGCGUUCGCUUUUUUCUUCAAUGUACAAUACCCAUCAAAUUCCCUCCCAUCCAGAUACUUUGUUUCCUUUGUCACCGCCAGUUCUUCCCGCCUCACCUUAUCCCCCGCCCAUCUCGCUCUAAACACCCGCCCUGCUCAGCCAGUCACACCAAAUCCCGUCCUCUGCACCUCUCUCACUUUUCUCGCAACCCAAAACUCACACUGAUACUCAUACGUGAGCAUCGAAUUUGCAUGGCCCGUAUAGGACUGGCGUGGUAGGGUACGACGCUCUUGGAUUGUAAAGCCGAGCUUCUCGAUUAGGUCUAGGACUUCCUCGAGGG